This is a messenger RNA of Oldenlandia corymbosa var. corymbosa, 3405 nucleotides long. Lineage: Eukaryota; Viridiplantae; Streptophyta; Magnoliopsida; Gentianales; Rubiaceae. The record is from the annotation of a GenBank genome assembly.
AUAACACUUCCCAAGAAACACAUUUUUCCUUCCACUUCCUGGAGUUUCCCUGUCAUCAUUUCUUUAAGGUAAACUCCAAAAAUUCCUCAAAUGCUUCCCGACCCAUCACUUGAAAUCUAAAGUCCAAACCAAAAAAAAAAAAAGAACCUAGCUUAAGCCCAGUUCAAAUUAUACCUGAAAAUUCAAGAAGAGGAACUUCAUCAAUCAUAAUCUUCCCAUGCAAAAUUAUGGCUAUGGAGAAGAAGCAGCAGAAAUUCAUGAACAAGAAUGUUGUCCUUCACAAAAUGAUCAUUCUUUCCUUCAUAAACCUCCAUUGUUGUUGUGCUAUCAUUACCUCUGCUCUUAACAGGGAAGGUUUAUUGCUUCAGCAAGUGAAGCGGUCUUUAUCCGACCCGGCUGGCUCGUUGUCUUCUUGGUCGGACAGGGAUGCCACUCCAUGCAACUGGACUGGCAUUUCAUGUUCCCGGAAAGGCAGUUUUCCGUCGGUUAUCGGAGUAAACCUUUCCUCUGCUUCCCUUUCCGGCCCUUUUCCGGUUGCCUUUUGCCACCUUCCUUAUCUCUCUCUGCUUUCCCUUCCCAAUAAUUCCAUCAAUUCUUCCCUCCCUUUAACCAUUUCUCGCUGCCGGCGUUUGACCUUUCUUGAUCUCUCUUCCAAUUUUCUUGAGGGCCCAAUUCCUUCCACUCUUGCUGACCUCCCAAACCUCAGGCACCUUGAUCUGGAUGCGAAUUCUUUUUCCGGCGAAAUACCGGCGAGUUUUGGUAGAUUCCAGCGGCUUGAAAAUUUAAUUUUGUUCAGCAACCUUCUGAACGGGACAAUCCCAGCAUCACUGGGUAAUAUAACCAGUCUCAGAGUACUUCAGCUUGCUUACAAUCCAUUCUCACCGGGUCGGCUUCCUCCGGAACUGGGCAACUUGACCAACUUGGUUGAUUUCUGGUUAACUGACUGCAAUCUCUUUGGCCCGAUUCCGGACAGUUUUGCUAAGCUGAUUCGUCUCAUUAACUUCGAUGUGGCUAAUAAUCGUCUCUCUGGGUCGAUCCCGAGUUUCAUGUCACAAUUUAUCACCAUUGAGCAGAUUGAGCUGUUCAACAACUCGUUCACCGGAAACUUGCCGCCGGGAUGGGCGAAUUUAACCGAGUUGCAGCGAUUCGACGCUUCCAUGAACGGGUUGACCGGGCCGAUCCCUGAAGAACUGUGUGAGCUGCCUUUGGAGUCUCUGCAUUUGUAUGAUAAUCGGUUCCAGGGCAAACUCCCGGAAGGAAUUGCCAAGUCUCCCAAUCUGUACGAACUGAGGAUUUUCAACAACAGCCUGAGCGGGUCAUUGCCUAGUCAACUUGGGUUGAAUUCGGCUUUACAGCGUUUAGAUGUGUCAGGGAAUCGAUUUUCCGGGCCAAUCCCGGAGAAUUUGUGCGAGAAGGGACAACUGUUUGCGCUUCUGAUGAUCUCUAAUUCCUUCACCGGGAGUAUUCCGGCAAGUUUGGGUAAAUGUCGGAGUUUACAACGGGUUCGUUUAAAGGGUAAUCGUCUAACCGGUGAUGUUCCGGCAGAGUUUUGGGGGUUGCCAAAUGUUUACUUGCUGGAACUUGCCGGCAAUGGCUUAUCAGGAAACAUAUCAAGCUUGAUUCAAGUUGCACGAAAUUUGUCUUCCCUUUUAAUUUCAGGUAACAAUUUUUCUGGACCCUUGCCAGAAGAAAUUGGAAGGCUAGAAAAUUUAACUGUUUUGUCGGCUAGUCAUAAUCAAUUUAGUGGGAAAAUUCCUAGUUCGUUGUUUCAAUUGGAGCGGUUGACUAGAAUUGAUCUUGAGAAUAAUGAACUUUCUGGAGAAAUUCCCAGGGGAAGUUGGAAGUUGGAUCAGCUUUAUGAGAUCAAUUUAGCUCAGAAUAAGCUUUCGGGUGCUAUCCCGGAUGAAUUCGGCUUUUUGCCAGCCCUUAAUUAUCUGGACCUUUCCUCGAAUAAGUUUUCAGGGGACAUUCCUUCUGCGUUGCAGAAUUUGAAGCUUAAUAGGCUAAAUUUGUCAUCUAAUCAGUUAUCAGGGGCUAUACCUACACUUUUAGACAAGGAUAUCUAUAGGGAUAGUUUUUUGGACAAUGAAGGUCUGUGUGGUCGUUUCGCGGGUUCGUGUCAUGGUGAAAGUAGCGGUGGGAAGAAUAUUUUUCUGGUUUUGAGAUCACUUUGUUUUAUCAUCGCUAUCUGGUUGAUGUUAGUGCUUGUUUUCGUCGUUUGCAAGCUCAAAAAUAUGGAGGAGACUGAAACAGGAGUCAUGACCAAGUGGACAUCUUUCCAUAAGUUGGGAUUCGGUGAAUCUGAGAUAAUAAAUUGCAUCAAUGAGGACAGUGUGAUUGGAAGUGGUUCUUCUGGGAGAGUAUACAAGGCUGUUCUUCGCAAUGGUCAGGCAGUGGCGGUAAAGAAGCUCAGGGAAAGAUCAAAUAAAGAGUUUGAAACUGAAGUUCAAACAUUAGGGAAGAUCAGGCAUAAGAACAUUGUGAGAUUGUGGAGCAGUUGCACUGUCGGGAAUUGCAAUCUGUUGGUGUACGAGUACAUGCCAAAUGGGAGCUUAAGUGAUGUGUUGCAUGAUUGUAAGGGUAAAUUGUUAGAUUGGCCGACAAGGUUCAGAAUCGCUUUGGAUGCCGCUGAGGGACUUUCUUAUUUACAUCACGAUUGUGUUCCUCCAAUUGUGCACAGGGAUGUCAAGUCGAAGAAUAUUUUGUUGGAUGAAGAGUUCGGAGCCAAAAUUUCCGAUUUUGGAGUGGCCAAGAUCAUUAGAACAGCUAACAGGGAUCGCAUGUCAGUUGUUACUGGUUCCUACGGCUACAUUGCGCCAGAAUAUGCCUACACGUUGCGCGUGACUGAAAAGAGCGAUAUAUACAGCUUUGGGAUCGUUCUGCUGGAAUUAGUGACUGGCAGGCCGCCUGUCGAUGCAGAAAUGAAGGAAACAGAUUUGGCUACAUGGGUCCGCACCAAGUUGAGCCAGAAGGGAAUAGAUGACAUUAUUGAUCCCAGCAUUCCAUCCGUGUUCAAGGAACAGGUUUACCGGAUACUCGACAUCAGUCUACUUUGCACCAACCUUGUUCCUUUGAAUCGGCCCUCAAUGCGUAAGGUAGUGAAAAUGCUGCAAGAAUCAAGCCCGGAAUUCAACACAAAAAUUGCAGAAAAGGACAUUCUGCAACCCUCGUAAGAUUAUUUUACUCCGGUCAGAAUAGCAGAAUUUUAGAGUCUUUUUGCCCUGUGAAGCUAGCAAGAAACUGCACCAAGAUUAAGUUGUUACCUAAAGUAUCUAGUUUUGUUGUACCCAGUAGCUUUUUCUCCACAUUUUCAGCUGAGAUCAUAGUAAAAAAGCAUUGUGAAAUAUUUCAGUAAAUGACAGCGCUAACGGUUAAACUGUCCGUGAAUGAAUACCGGUAAUUUUA